AUGGGAAAUAUGUUAUUUUGGUCGAUCCUUUUCAUCUCUGGAUGGGCCCUCUCUGAUGGGUCUGAAACAGAACCAGACUUUACGUGGCACUUGAGCAGAGUACCGCAGGUUGUGAGUGAGAAGACGAUCCGUCUUGCCAGCCCCACCUUCCGGGCGGAUGCUGGGGUGGUGAAGGCCACAGCGUGUGGCAUUGAAUGUCAGGAAGCUCUCCCGACUCCCAGCCUUUCCCAGCUGGAAGAUUCCCUAUCCUAUGAGACCGUCUUCGAGAAUGGCACCCGAACCUUAACCAGGGUGAAAGUUCGAGGUCUGGUCCUGGAACCCACUCAGAACCGCAGCGUCAAAGGAGCACGGCCUCGGAGAAGGAGGCAGGUGUACGGAACGGACAGCAGGUUCAGCAUCUUAGACAAAAGGUUCUUGACCAAUUUCCCUUUUAAUACAGCAGUGAAGCUGUCCACCGGCUGCAGCGGAGUCCUCGUUUCCCCCAACCAUGUGCUCACAGCUGCCCACUGUGUCCAUGACGGGAAGGACUAUGUCAGAGGCAGUAAAAGGCUGAGGGUGGGCGUGCUGAAGAUGAGAAACAAAGGCGGCCGCAAGAAACGCAGAGGUCCCAAGAGGAGCCCGAGAGAAGCAGGGAGCGAUGGUCACAGUCAGGAGCAUCCUCAGGAGAGCACCACUCAAAGACCCGGGAAAAAAUCCAGGCGUGGCCCGAGAGUCACCCAAGGAAGGCCUUCCUUCCAAUGGACCCGCGUCAAGAGCACCCACAUUCCCAAAGGCUGGGCGAGGGGAGAGAAUGGGGACCCGGCCUUGGACUAUGACUACGCGCUCCUGGAGCUAAAGCGCGCGCACAAGCAGCAGCACAUGGAGCUGGGAGUCAGCCCCACCAUCUCCAAGCUGCCCGGAGGCCGGAUCCACUUCUCUGGAUUUGACAACGACAGGGAUGAUCAGUUAGUGUAUCGGUUUUGCAGCGUUUCCGAGGAAUCCAAUGACCUCCUGUAUCAGUAUUGCGAUGCUGAGGCAGGCUCCACCGGCUCCGGGAUCUACCUGAGGCUCAAAGAGCCAGGCCAAAAGAAUUGGAAGCGCAAGAUCAUCGCGGUCUACUCGGGCCACCAGUGGGUGGAUGUGCACGGAGUUCAGAAGGACUACAAUGUGGCUGUGCGCAUCACUCCGCUCAAGUACUCCCAGAUCUGCCUCUGGAUCCACGGAAACGCUGCCAACUGUGCUUACGGCUGAGGGAAAACUGAAGCGACUUCAUGUGCAUCUUGAAUCCCCAGAGAAAGCCAGCUCUCAUUGUGAGACUAUGCCUGGACUUGGACUUUCGGUGAUUUUUACAGCGUUUUUACAGA
Apodemus sylvaticus (European woodmouse) is the source of this 1343-nucleotide messenger RNA. It is a transcript of the gene Prss35, whose product is annotated as serine protease 35. The transcript has a single exon. NCBI's taxonomy places the organism in Eukaryota, Metazoa, Chordata, Mammalia, Rodentia, Muridae. Gene Ontology annotation, molecular function: serine-type endopeptidase activity. The record is from RefSeq and is a predicted model, not a curated record. Bases 1 to 1230 code for a protein of 409 amino acids. Gene Ontology annotation, biological process: proteolysis.